AUGAAUUUGAAAAUUCUAUUAACCACCCAAACGCGGAUAGCCGGAGGAACUAGUUCCACAGCUAACCUAAGGGAUGUGCUGUGGCAAAUCCCUGACCAGAGUACCUUAGGAAAGAUUGAUGUGCUAAAUGGAUUCACAGAUCGACCACCCCGCGGAAAGAUUCCAAUCCUUCUACAGUACUAUCGGAUUUCUCAGCUCAUCAUUGCUUCCCUACCAUCCCCCCAAGUGCCAGCUGUCCAGGAACAUCUUGACGCUCUUGAUAGCCUUUGCGCCAAUCUUAAGCUAGACAAGUCCCAGUUUGCAAAGGGGUGGUGCGCCCUUCUCAAAAGGACUCAACAAUUCAAAACCAUUGUAAUUCUCUUCAAAAUUACACUUAACGAGCCCCUCCAAAAGGAACUUUCCCGCCUCGCCUUUGCGCAAAAUCACCCAGAGAUCCCUCGAAAUUUCCUCAUUAGUCAUGACAAGAGAAUCGAGGUAAUUGACACCGAGUCAUCUCAAGAGGCCGAGACACUUCUGGCAACAGUUCAAGAUGCACAGCUUGCUACGUCAUUGGAUGGAGCCGCAUUAGCUCAAUGGAGACGUUUUCUAGAAUUUCAUCCGAGCCUUGUAAACGCUGAAGAGGCAUUCCUGUAUUUCUAUCGAAUUGCUCAAGAUCCCGAAAUCGCUCACGAGAAGAGAGUCAAGGCACUCAAUUGCCAAUUGUCCCAGAAGACUCAAAAGCUUCUCAAGAAGUCCAUCAUGUCUACAAGUUUCCAAAGCCAAAUUAUUGCCGAAGGAUUUGACCAUGCGUAUUUGAAUUCCCAAAAUCUAGUAGAGCUAACGAUCAACACCGUUGCAAAAUUCGAAGCUGAAUGGCGACCCACCAAAACCUAG
Puccinia graminis f. sp. tritici CRL 75-36-700-3 is the source of this 873-nucleotide messenger RNA. RefSeq lists its product as uncharacterized. NCBI's taxonomy places the organism in Eukaryota, Fungi, Basidiomycota, Pucciniomycetes, Pucciniales, Pucciniaceae. The coding region runs from base 1 to 873 and encodes 290 amino acids. The record is from RefSeq and is a predicted model, not a curated record. The transcript is spliced from 2 exons.